AAUGUCGGUGUGGCUCCAUGUUUUGUAGGCGUAUUUUGUUUCCCUCUUCGCUCGGGUUCACCGACGGGUUUCCAUUUUCACGGUUGGAUUCAACCAGAACAACAAUAAUAUGGAUCCGGACAUGGAGGACAAAACCCUGGAGCUGAUGUGUUCUUUGCCUCGUUCUGUCUGGCUGGGUUGUUCAUCGGUGGCAGAGAGUCUGUGUGCUCUCAGAUGCCUGCAGAGCCUCCCGUCUUCCCGGGCCCACAACCAGAGCAUGACGGUGAUGGAGUCACAGAAUAACACAGGUGACGUCUCACCAAAGAAGACAACAGUGUUCAAGUUCGGGAAUGGUUCAGUAGCGGGUUCGAGGAAGAGGAUGUCGCAGGGGAACUUCGACAAGGAGAAAGAUCUGUGCAUCCAGCUGUUUGAUCAGUGGUCCGAAUCGGAUCAGGUGGAGUUUGUGGAACAUCUGAUCUCACGCAUGUGUCACUACCAGCAUGGCCAUAUAAACUCGUACCUUAAACCCAUGUUACAGAGAGACUUCAUCACUGCGUUGCCAGCUCAGGGUCUGGAUCACAUAGCGGAGAACAUCCUCUCAUUUCUCGACGCUCGUUCUCUGUGCUCUGCUGAGCUGGUCUGUCGAGAAUGGCAGCGGGUCAUUUCAGACGGGAUGCUCUGGAAGAAGCUCAUCGAGAGGAUGGUGCGCACAGACCCUCUGUGGAAAGGCCUGUCAGAGCGCCAUCAAUGGGAGAAAUAUUUAUUUAAGAACCGAACAAACGAGGUUCCGCCCAAUUCGUACUACCAUUCACUCUAUCCCAAAAUUAUACAAGACAUUGAGACUAUUGAAGCGAACUGGCGUUGUGGGCGUCACAAUCUUCAGCGGAUUCAGUGCCGGUCAGAGAACAGUAAAGGUGUUUACUGCCUUCAGUACGACGACGACAAGAUCAUCAGUGGCCUGCGAGACAACUCCAUCAAAAUCUGGGACAAACAGUCUCUGGAGUGUCUGAAGGUCCUGACGGGUCACACUGGUUCGGUUCUCUGUCUGCAGUACGAUGACAGAGUCAUAGUGACAGGCUCCUCUGAUUCAACUGUCAGGGUGUGGGAUGUUGUUUCUGGUGAGGUUCUCAACACUCUGAUCCAUCACAACGAGGCGGUUCUGCACCUGCGCUUCUGUAACGGUCUCAUGGUGACGUGUUCGAAAGAUCGCUCCAUCGCGGUGUGGGACAUGGCGUCUGCGACCGACAUCAGCCUGCGCCGCGUGCUCGUGGGUCACCGCGCUGCCGUCAACGUGGUGGACUUUGACGACAAAUACAUUGUGUCUGCGUCUGGAGACAGAACCAUAAAAGUGUGGAGCACGAGCACGUGUGAGUUUGUACGGACGCUUAACGGUCACAAGCGCGGCAUCGCCUGCCUUCAGUACAGAGACAGACUCGUGGUCAGCGGGUCCUCGGACAACACCAUCAGACUGUGGGACAUUGAGUGCGGUGCUUGUCUGCGUGUGCUGGAGGGUCAUGAGGAGCUUGUGCGCUGCAUCAGAUUCGACAACAAGAGGAUCGUGAGCGGAGCAUAUGAUGGGAAAAUUAAAGUUUGGGAUUUACAGGCAGCUCUGGAUCCUCGGGCCCCUGCCAGCACAUUAUGUCUGCGUACACUCGAGCAUUCUGGGCGCGUGUUCCGACUGCAGUUUGAUGAGUUCCAGAUUAUUAGCAGUUCCCAUGACGACACGAUCCUUAUAUGGGACUUCCUGAACGUCUCCACCAAUGGCCAGCCGGAGAGGCGAUCGCCCUCACGGACAUAUACAUACGUCUCCAGAUAGCAGGUGCCUCUUCUAUGUGCCAGUGUGUCCUGGGAGAGCUGAUUGGCUGUUGGCUGUGUCCGUCACAGAAUGGUGCCUAAGGAUCCGCCUCCUCUUCUCUAUCUGACUAUAAACUUACACAGAAACAUACACAGAUUCAUGCUUUGCCAAACACACACACACACACUAAAGAUUCAAACACUCACACCAUUGGGUUUCAGCACUGUUGUGCUUUAUCUAGUGGGGAAAAGACAAGCACAAUCUCACACACGGACGUUCAACAGCUUCAAACCGUAUCUGUACUAUCACUGCUGCUCAAAUAACCAGAAAAUCUGCACUACUAAUAGCUCAUAUCCACACGGGGAUCACUGAAGCUGGGAUUCUGGGAGUGACGUACAGAUAAAGGACAGGUAAUUGAGACUUUGCGGACUGCUGUGCGAGAGAUAGGGACUUGGACGGCAGCAAACUCUCGCGGAAAUGAAAGAAUGGGUUCAGGACGUCUGCCGCCUUUGGCUUUCAUGCCACAUCUCUCUUCAGGACCAGGGACACACGUGUUUUUUUAGGAUGACGGCGUGAAGCAGAGGUCCGUCUGCAUGCAUGCGAGGAUCAGCUGGGUGACUGUCUGCUCUGAUGCCUCUUUCCCUUUCGUCUUUAGUUUUUAUGAUUUUGUUUUUCUAUUUAAUUGGUCUCUUCAUCUCUCCCGUAUGGUUCUGCUAGGCAUUGUAUGUCUUUGUCACCCAAUGUCUGGUUUGAUUUCUCUCUGCCUGCUUGCUCAUCGAGGGCUGAAUCUAGUUGUAAACAAAAUUGUCUUGUCAGAUUGUGUUGUAUAUUAAAAAAGAGUUUUUUAAGAAAACGAUAUUGUGAAUAAAGUACUUGACCAUG
Onychostoma macrolepis is the source of this 2656-nucleotide messenger RNA. It is a transcript of the gene fbxw11a, whose product is annotated as F-box and WD repeat domain containing 11a. NCBI's taxonomy places the organism in Eukaryota, Metazoa, Chordata, Actinopteri, Cypriniformes, Cyprinidae. The coding region runs from base 110 to 1795 and encodes 561 amino acids. Gene Ontology annotation, molecular function: protein dimerization activity. The transcript is spliced from 14 exons. The record is from RefSeq and is a predicted model, not a curated record.